Messenger RNA from Paramisgurnus dabryanus, 3531 nucleotides. Lineage: Eukaryota; Metazoa; Chordata; Actinopteri; Cypriniformes; Cobitidae. The record is from RefSeq and is a predicted model, not a curated record.
UAAUGCUCCAUUAAGCUGGUUGCCAACCGCCGGAAAAAAGAAAGAAGAAGAAGAAGAAUUGUUGCACAACGUGUUUAUUUGUAGAUCAUAGUCGAAUAGUUUUGGUUUGAAAAUGAAAGACGAGAGCGAUAAGAGGCAGGGAAUGAAAUUCUUGGGAAUUCUUGAUAUUCAGAAUACUCCAUGUGCUCGAGAAUCUAUUUUACAUGGUGCAGGGGGAUCAGUAGUGGCAGGAUUGAUCCACUUUUUGGCAACAAGCCGUGUAAAGAGGUCAUUUGAUGUUGGUGUUGCAGGAUUCAUGCUUUCAACAUUGGGAUCAUGGCUCUACUGCAGAUAUGAUAAUGCCAAGCUACGAGUUCAACAGAGGGUCAUUCAGGAUGGCAUAAAGAAUAAAGUAAUUUAUGAAGGGACAACUUUAGAUCCCACACGUAAAACAAGAGGAGAUGCAUAAUUUGAUUGUCUCAACUGUCCAUAUAAAUAUUUAUAGUCAUAUAUUGUCUGUAAAGUGAAUGCUGAUUUUAUUAAUUCUCUGAUUAUAUGACUGUUUUAUGUAAAUAGACCAUUUAUUUGAUUGUCUUUUUGUGGGUGUAUUUUGUGAGGAUGAAAUGUUUUUGGAACAGUACUUCAAAAGUUUUCUUUUAAUAUUUUUCCCACAUUUUAAAAUAAAAGAAAACUCAUGUAACACAUGUAUUUAAGAAAAUUAUGUUUUGCCAAAAAAAAAAUUAAUCAAAACAGUUAAACAGUUCUAACAUUUUCAAACUAUCACCCUUGCCUAGAAUUCGCAAGCAUUAACUCUUGGCAUUUUAACAGUAAAAUUAUUGGGAUGCUUUUGAAGAACGAGAUGGCACCUAAAGAAUUCUGUGCUCUUAUUGGCUACUUCAUUGUUAGGUUUGAAUCAUAAAAACAUAAAAAAAAUGGAAUGUUUGUUUUGUAAUAUAUCAAGAAAUUUUAAAUUUCACAAUUAUGUUUUUGUCCAAAUACAUUCUAAAUGUAUUUAAAGCAACACCAAAGAGUUUUUUUUACCUUAAAAUAACGUAUCCAAAAAAGUUUCAGUGGUUCAUCCACUCAAAACAGUGUGAAUGGCACUUUCACAUUCGCUUUGCAGCCCUCUAUCGGCCAAAACCGCACUAAAGAAGUUUCCAACCGUCGGGUAGUGGUCCUGUAGUUCGAGUGAAAACUACAAAAAUUUGCUUUACGGCAGACCUACAAUCCAAUCAGAGCUAGCUAUGCUGCAGUAUUUACGACAGUGGUAAUGAACAAUUACACUUCUUACCUGUAGGGGGAGCAAAGAGCAAUAAGUCUUUAGUGUUGCUUUAAGCAUAUACCUUUAGAUAAAAAAUAAGAUCAUGAGAAACAAGUGAAAUGUCUUAAAAUUUAAACUGUAGUGAACAGUGUUGUAUUCGAGACCAGCUCAUUCGAGUCCGAGUCAAGACCGAGUCCAGAGAGCGUUGAGUCCGAGUCAAGGCAGAGACCAGAAAAGGUCGAGUCGGAGUCAAGACCGAGUCCACAUAAAGUUGGGUCUGAGAAAAGACCUGAGGUCAUAGUCUGUGCUACGGCAUUUCUGAUCUCACUCAAUUCAUGUUUUGUUAAAAAUGUCAAAGUCACCCUCAGUUUAAUGAUUUUGAAAUCUCCACUCUAUAAUAUUAGGUCCUACAAUAUACACAGGUCCACUGUAACACAAACCACAGCAUACCAGUUUACAAAAUAAAUGUAUUAUUUAUGAAACAAAAUAAUUUAGUUAAAUAAAGAUAAUUGCUCAUAAGCUAUACUGUGCAAAAGACUUAGGCCACCACCACCAGACUUGUUGUUUUAGAAGUUUUAAUGUCCAUCCAUAUUUAUUUUUUAAUCUAUUUUUUUUAAGAUACAAACAGAAAAUACAUUAAAUAUGUAAAAAAAAAAUGGUGGCCUAAGGUGUGGUGUAGUGCCACUCUGUGCUUAAGCGCUGCCGUCUUAUUAUUUUGGUUAACAGCAGCUUAUCUAAUGCUUAAACGUGUGAGCGGGACGGAUGCGUUUUAUUGCACUGCCAUGACCUCCUCAGGUCUAACCUUGCGCCAGUCUGAUGCCUGAAAAAAAAUCACCAAUAACUGUUCACGUCAAUCUUACAUCAGUUUAAAGAAACCGUAACAUAUAUUUUAAAAGGAACUUGGGUGGACUCGAGAAUAAGUCUGAUUCCAAAUGUAUUCGAGUACGAGUCGAGACCGAGUCAAAAUGCUCACGAGUCCAUGACAAGACCAAGACCAUUAAAAUAUGGUCUCGAGACCGAGUCCAAGACCGAGUCCGAGUCUCGAGUACUACAACACUGGUAGUGAAGAAAAGUGUAAUCAAGCUGAUUGCAGUUUAAAGUUGGGUAUCGGGUGCUUUUCAAUAUGCUUCCUCAUUUCCUCGCUUCUACAGCCUACGACCAGGAAACUGAUCGAGCUCUGCCGUCUUGUAGGACGUCUAAAGUUUUUAAAUUGCACUGUGAGGAGGCACAGAACGAGGAGUCAUGCCAAGGAGACACAAGUGUAUCCUAUGUCGCGUUUGCGAUGUACUGCAUUUUCAAAAAAGUUAUCCUAAGAUGUUUUUUUCCAGAGAGACCGGCCCAUGAGACACCUAAUCAGCAGCCCAUUGGUUCUUUUUUAUUUAACAUUUGGUUAGCCCAAUUUGGCUUUUUUAGGGAGCAUGCAGCAUUGUGUGUCUGUAAGAGACGAGGAAGAAGUGUGGGGACCUGCGGUACACUGUAAACCCCAAAGUUGUCCCUACUUAUUAAAUCAAGUUAUCACAACUUGAUAUUACUUAAAAUAACGUUAAUGGGGUCACGCGCUGUAUGCUCUGCAGCGUUUAUGUGUACUUUUUCUUUAAAACAUUAGGCUACUUUAAGUAAUAAUUAGUGUUGUGCCUUUUGAAAAUUGUGUUUCCAUUACCUACAUAACAUCUUUCUCCAACUCAGCUUUGACUUCAAUCCAGAGAUAAAGCGUAAAAACUUAACCAGAGAUGCUGUCCGCAGCGUAGCGUUGCCAAGUCCUCUGCCUUUUUCCGUUUUAACCAGUUGUUUUUUUCUGCAUGUUAAAUAUAAAUAAAUAUAAAUAUAAAUAAGAUGGGACGACUCUGCAGCCCCUUGACAGUCUGCAUUUGUCUACUAUACCCCAUGGUAAAGUAAUUGAAGGGAAAAUUGUGACAAUCUAUGUUACCUUCCUGAAGCAAUGUGCCUUCUGUUCGGACUGUUUAUGCUUUACAUCUGAAAUACCCAAAGUCAUUUGAACUUAUUCAGUGCAUUCUACUUUCCAUGGGACAAGAAGACCUGCACCCUAAAAUACAAACCUUGGCAAACCAGCUGUUUGGUUAAAUUGAAUUUAACAGACAGAUUCACAUGUUAAAGAUUGUUAAUAUGUCUUUCUAAAUGUGACCAUUGAAAAUACGAGCUUACUGUAGUGAGCAUGGUUUCUGUUCAAAUUAAAGUGAUAGUUCACUGAGAAAUGAAAAUUCUGUCAUCAUUUACUGACUCUCAUAUUGUUACAAACCUGUAUACAUUUCUUUGUUCUGAAUAACACAAAG